This is a messenger RNA of Dermochelys coriacea (leatherback sea turtle), 4019 nucleotides long. It is a transcript of the gene MED16, whose product is annotated as mediator complex subunit 16. The record is from RefSeq and is a predicted model, not a curated record. Gene Ontology annotation, cellular component: mediator complex. Gene Ontology annotation, biological process: positive regulation of DNA-templated transcription. The coding region runs from base 368 to 2785 and encodes 805 amino acids. NCBI's taxonomy places the organism in Eukaryota, Metazoa, Chordata, Testudines, Dermochelyidae. Gene Ontology annotation, molecular function: protein binding. The transcript has 15 exons.
UGUGUGUGUAGGGGAGGGGAUCUCCCAACCCCUGUAUCUUGGUGGCAUUGGGGGUGGCCUGGGUGGAAGACCCUGGCUUACCCCACUGUGAGGAGUGAAGGGAUCCCAGCGUGGUGCUGUUGAUAGCAGGGGUUCCUGGGUGGAGGCGAAACACUGGCAGCCCCAGGGUAGCCCCUGACAGUGACACCUCCGGGGGACCCCUCUGGUACUUGGGUGACCGUCACAGCGCCAAGGUCGCUGAUCGCGUACAGAAAAAAAUACUGUUUUCUGACAGCAUCUAAGACUCACCAGCGUUGAUCCAAGGCACAGCAAUCUAUGAAUAGGCUUGCAACAGGCAAGUGGUGCCUUGGAGGUCUUCCAGGGCAUAAUGGAUUUGGCAUAUGUCUGUGAAUGGGAGAAAAGGCCUAAAAGCAACCACUGUCCUUCCAUCCCACUGGUGUGUGCUUGGUCCUGCAGGAACCUGAUUGCUUUCACAACAGACCUCAGAAAUGAGGAGGAAAAAGAUCUUACCCACAUGAUCCAUAUCCUGGAUACUGAGCAUCCAUGGGAUGUUUAUUCCAUUAACUCUGGGCACAUUGAAAUUAUCACCUGUUUGGAAUGGGAUCAGUCAGGUUCCAGGCUCCUGUCAGCAGAUGCAGAUGGACACAUCAAGUGCUGGAGCAUGACAGAUCACUUGGCCAACAGCUGGGAGAACACUGUGGGCAGCAUGGUGGAGGGAGAUCCAAUCGUGGCUCUUUCCUGGUUGCACAAUGGGGUGAAGCUAGCCCUGCAUGUGGAAAAGUCCGGAGCAUCGAACUUUGGCGAGAAGUUUUCCCGGGUCAAGUUCUCUCCCUCCCUGACUCUGUUUGGUGGGAAGCCCAUGGAAGGCUGGAUCGCUGUGACCAUUAGUGGCCUGGUGACAGUCUCUCUCCUCAAGCCCAACGGGCAAGUGCUAACAUCCACGGAGAGCCUGUGCCGUCUGCGCUGCCGUGUCGCCCUGGCGGACAUUGCCUUCACGGGUGGGGGAAACAUCGUGGUAGCCACCUCGGAUGGCAGCAGCACCUCUCCCGUCCAGUUUUACAAGGUCUGCGUCAGCGUAGUGAAUGAGAAAUGCAAAAUUGACACGGAGAUUCUGCCCUCCCUUUUCAUGCGGUGCACCACAGACCCAGCCCGCAAGGACAAGUAUCCAGCAAUUACUCACUUGAAAUUCCUCGCCAGGGACAUGUCAGAGCAGGUUCUGCUCUGUGCCUCCAACCAGAACAGCAGCAUCGUGGAGUGCUGGUCUCUCCGGAAAGAAGGCUUGCCAGUCAAUAACAUCUUCCAGCAGAUCUCUCCCGUGGUUGGAGACAAGCAGCCGAUGAUACUGAAAUGGCGGAUUCUCUCUGCCACCAAUGAUUUGGAUCGCGUUUCAGCUGUGGCUUUGCCGAAACUGCCAAUCUCCCUAACCAAUACUGAUCUGAAAGUAGCCAAUGACACCAAAUUCUUCCCUGGACUGGGUCUUGCUUUGGCCUUCCAUGAUGGUAGCGUCCACAUAGUUCAUCGCCUGUCCUUGCAGACCAUGGCAGUGUUCUAUGGUUCUUCCUCUCAGCGCCCAGUGGAUGAGCAGGCGAUCAAAAGGCAGCGGGCCGCUGGUCCUUUGGUUCAUUUCAAAGCCAUGCAGCUCUCCUGGACUUCACUGGCCCUGGUUGGGAUUGAUAACCAUGGCAAGCUGAGCAUGCUCCGAAUCUCUCCCUCCAUGGGCCAUGUGCUGGACAUGAACAUGUCUCUCCGCCACCUGCUGUUCCUGCUGGAAUACUGCAUGGUGACAGGGUACGACUGGUGGGAUAUCCUGCUCCAUGUUCAGCCCAAUAUGGUGCAGAACCUGGUGGAGAAGCUGCAUGAGGAGUAUAUGCGCCAGAAUGCAGCCCUGCAGCAGGUUCUCUCCACACGCAUCGUUGCCAUGAAGGCCUCUCUCUGCAAGCUUUCCUCCAACACUGUUGCACGCGUGUGUGACUAUCACGCCAAGCUAUUUCUGAUUGCCAUCAGCUGCACCUUGAAAUCGCUGCUCCGCCCGCACUUCCUGAACACUCCAGACAAGAGCCCCGGUGACCGGCUCACCGAGAUCUGCUCCAAGAUUACGGACAUAGACAUUGACAAAGUGAUGAUUAACCUGAAGACUGAGGAGUUUGUCCUGGAGAUGACUACCCUGCAGUCCCUGCAGCAGCUCAUCCAGUGGGUGGGAGACUUUGUGCUCUAUCUGCUUGCCAGCCUCCCUAAUCAGGGAUCCCCUGUGCGGCCAGGGCACAGCUUCCUGCGAGACGGGGCAUCGCUGGGGAUGCUUAGAGAGCUCAUGGUGGUGAUCCGGAUCUGGGGCCUGUUGAAGCCAAGCUGCCUCCCUGUUUACACGGCAACCUCAGAUACCCAGGACAGCAUGUCCCUACUCUUCAGGCUGUUGACUAAACUCUGGCUGAGCUGUCGUGACGAAACUCACCCGAGCGAGCCAGAUGAUACCCUGAUUGAUGAGUGUUGCCUUCUCCCCAGCCAGUUGCUUAUUCCCAAUGUAGACUGGUUACCCAUCAAUAACGGCAUUAUCAGUAAGCUGCAGAACAAGCAGCUCAUCAGACUGCAGUUCGGGAAGGCCCCUGGACUCAUUGGUCACACUGUUUCAUCGCAGUUUGAUGUCUUUGUCAGGGCAUCUGGGCAGCCAAAAAUUGACCACUUGAGACGGCUUCACUUAGGGGCAUAUCCAACAGAGGAAUGCAAGUCAUGUACCCGGAAUCUGCCUCUCCAAAUGGUUAUUAAUAGACUCGAGGUGGGAGCGCUGUGAUACCAAGAUUAUCCCACUUCCUUCCCACAUCCAGUUAAGCUGCGAGACUAUACUGGUUAUUUCCCUUAUCAGCAAUUUGCAGAUUCUGCUGAAAAAAAGAACGACAACAACAAAAGUCUCAGCUCUCGAUCUUAUCUCUGAGCUGCCUUUCAAGGCGCCAAGAUGCAAAAUUCUCACUGCUGCACCAUCACCUGCCCUUCGUACAAAUGUCGGAGGAGAAAUUAUGACAGAUAAUUAGCCCCACAAAGGGGAUGUUUCAACACGCUCUGCUGGUGAGGGUGCUGCCGUUCAGGUUGGCCUUGUGGUGAAUGUUCUGGGUUCAAUUUCUGGCUCUGCCUCUGGUUUAUGUAUGACUAUUGUCAAGUCACUUAAUCUUGCUGUGCUUCGGUUCCCUGUCUGUGAAAUGAGGAUAGCAACACAUCUUUUGAGAUUGCAAGCUCUGUGGGGCAGGGACUGUCUCUCCCUGUGUGUCUGUGCAGCACCUUGGACAAUGUAAUGCUGAUCUGGGCUGAGGCCUCUGGGUGUUCCUGUCAUACACGUUAAUAAGAAUUCCUUGCAGCUGCUCCUAGCUGAAGGUGACCUUUCUGGGUAAUACACUUUACUCACUUCUGAUUAGCCACCAGCAAGAGCUCUAUUGCAUAUAUGCAGCCUUUUCCUCUGAUCCUUAAAUUACUCGUCCUCUGGUCUGAGCCCAGUGGAGAGCAGAGAUGUGAGGUCUUUGUCCGUGCCAUCGAAAAAAGAGCUGGAUCUUGGCCUUAAAUGUGAACUAUGCAUCCCAGUGCAUGGCAGGUAAACCUGACCUGUUUUGCUAGCAUCCAAAGGCAUGGGGCAUGGAUGAUUUAACAUGCCUCUGAAUUAUGUACCUGGUCCUUCCAGGCAGAAGAUCUGUGCUGGGUGAGGCAUGCUGACUCCAAACUUCUGUACCGAGCUCUGUAACUUUGUAUCAGAUAAAUAGAUGGUGAUGAUCAAUCUAAGUAUCUUGAAGCGUUUCCUAAGCAGAUCUUUCAUUGAUUGAGGUGGUUUCUUGUAAAAUAGCUGCUGACAGCAAAAAAAGCUCUUGCAGCUCUUGAGCUGACAUAGACAUUUCUUUCAUUAAGGUGGAAGAUAAAUUAUAACCAUUGUCUACAGCCAAGCUCUGCGAUACAACUGCAUUUGCUCCGACCCCUCAGACAGAGACAAACACUUACAAGAGCUCUAUCAAGCAAUCUUACAACUACAAUAUCCACCUGCUGAA